Molecule: messenger RNA, 414 nt
Organism: Nicotiana attenuata
Lineage: Eukaryota; Viridiplantae; Streptophyta; Magnoliopsida; Solanales; Solanaceae
Exons: 1
Coding region: 1-414 (137 amino acids)
Molecular function (GO): catalytic activity
Source: RefSeq, a predicted model, not a curated record
AUGGUUGCAAUUUAUGGCUUGAUUUCACAGUCAUGGGUUAUUAGUGGAGAUUUUAAUGUGGUCAGGUUCGAAGCAGAAAAGAAAGGGAAUGCAAGAAACACUAGAGCUAUGAAGGAAUUCUCCAAAUUCAUUGAUGAAUUAUCUUUAGAUGAUCCUCCACUUCAUGGUGGCUCAUACACUUGGUUUAGGAGGGUAAAUAGUACAUGUGCUUCUAGAAUAGAUAGAUUCCUGGUUAAUGAAAGCUGGGAUGAGCAAUUUAAACUCCUAAAACAAACAGUGUUACCAAGAGUUACUUCAGACCAUUGUCCAAUUUUGCUAGAAUGUGGGAAUUGGAGUAAGGGGAAGGGUUACUUUAAAUUCGAGGAUAUGUGGUUUGAACAUAAAGAUUUCGGUGAUUUGGUUGAUAAUUGGUGA